Microthlaspi erraticum is the source of this 600-nucleotide messenger RNA. NCBI's taxonomy places the organism in Eukaryota, Viridiplantae, Streptophyta, Magnoliopsida, Brassicales, Brassicaceae. The record is from the annotation of a GenBank genome assembly.
AUGCAUGCACCUCGCGAGCCACACUUCAAUGCGUUAAAACGCAUCCUCCGCUAUAUCAAGGGCACUAUCACUCAGGGAUUACAUAUCACACCGUCAAACACCACAACUUUGACGGCGUACACUGAUGCGGAUUGGGCCGGAUGUCCUAAUACCCGCCGUUCCACGUCUGGUUAUUGCCUAUACCUUGGAGAUAACCUCAUCUCGUGGUCUUCUAAACGACAGCAAACGGUAUCACGUUCAAGUGCCAAAGCAGAAUAUCGCGGUGUUGCCAAUGCUGUCGCUGAAACCGUUUGGGUCCGCAACCUUCUCCUUGAGAUUCAUUGUCCCAUCACAACAGCUACAUUAGUCUACUGCGACAAUGUGAGUGCGGUUUAUCUCUCAACUAAUCCUAUACAACAUCAACGCACCAAACAUGUUGUGAUCGACAUUCAUUUUGUCCGCGAAAAGGUGGCUCUCGGCCAAGUACGAGUGCUCCAUGUUCCGUCAUCACACCAAUAUGCGGAUAUCUUCACCAAAGGCUUGCCCUCCGCUUUGUUUCAAGACUUCAGGUCCAGUCUUCGCGUAAGAGAACCUCACGCUUUGACUGAGGGAGGGUAUUAG